Chrysoperla carnea is the source of this 2874-nucleotide messenger RNA. It is a transcript of the gene LKRSDH, whose product is annotated as alpha-aminoadipic semialdehyde synthase, mitochondrial. Gene Ontology annotation, cellular component: cytoplasm. The coding region runs from base 60 to 2834 and encodes 924 amino acids. Gene Ontology annotation, molecular function: saccharopine dehydrogenase activity. The record is from RefSeq and is a predicted model, not a curated record. NCBI's taxonomy places the organism in Eukaryota, Metazoa, Arthropoda, Insecta, Neuroptera, Chrysopidae. The transcript is spliced from 13 exons.
AAUCAAUUAUUCACAAACAAAACUAUUAUCACAACAAACAAGUUUCCACGAUCGCAAAAAUGUUGCGAUUUAGGAAACCUUUGUCUCUUCAAAUACGUAAUUAUGGAACUCAAAAACAAGUUGUUAUCGCAAUUCGGCGUGAAGAUCAAAGUGUUUGGGAACGAAGAGCUCCUUUUUCACCAGCUAAUGUACGCCGAUUAACUCGACAAAAUGUUAAAGUUAUUGUUCAACCAUCAAAUCGAAGAGCGUAUCCAAUGCAAGCUUAUAUUAAUGCAGGAGCUGUUAUUCAAGAAGAUAUUUCUGAAGCAAGUGUGAUUUUUGGCGUAAAACAAGUUCCUGUCGAUCAUUUAAUUCCAAAUAAAACUUAUUGUUUAUUUUCCCAUACAAUCAAAGCUCAAGAAUCCAAUAUGCCAUUAUUGGAUGCAAUUUUAGAGAAAAAUAUACGAUUGAUUGAUUAUGAAAAAUUGAUGGAUGAGCGAGGACAAAGAGUUGUAGCAUUCGGUAAAUAUGCGGGUGUUGCUGGAAUGGUUAAUAUUUUACACGGUUUAGGACUACGGCUAUUAGCAUUAGGCCAUCAUACUCCAUUUAUGCAUAUUGGACCAGCCCAUAACUAUCGAAAUUCAUCAAUGGCACGUCAAGCUAUUAGAGAUGCAGGAUAUGAAAUUGCCUUAGGAUUAAUGCCAAAAUCAAUUGGGCCAUUAACGUUUAUAUUUACAGGUUCUGGAAAUGUUUCACAGGGUGGUCAAGAAGUAUUCCAAGAAUUACCCCAUGAAUAUGUUCCACCAGAAAUGUUAAGAAAGGUUGCCGAACAUGGAAAUACAAAUAAAAUAUAUGGUUGUGAAGUUCGGCGGAGACAUCAUUUAGAACGAAAAAAUGGUGGUGGUUAUGACCCACAAGAAUAUAAUGAACAUCCAGAACGAUAUAUUUCAACAUUUAGUAAGAAGAUUGCACCAUAUACUUCAGUUUUAAUUAAUGGAAUAUAUUGGGCAGUUGACAGUCCAAAGUUAUUAACGUUACCCGAUGCAAAACAUUUACUACAACCAGCAAACACACCAUGGUUACCCACAUUUGUUGGUGCUCCUGCACUUCCCCAUCGAAUGUUAGGAAUCUGUGAUAUUAGUGCAGACCCGGGUGGCAGUAUUGAAUUUAUGAAUGAGUGUACAACAAUUGAUACACCAUUUUGUUUAUAUGACGCAAAUAGGAAUAAGGAUACCAAAAGUUUUAAAGGACCAGGAGUAUUAGUAUGCAGUAUUGAUAAUAUGCCAACACAAUUGCCGCGCGAGAGUACAGACUUCUUUGGUGAAUUAUUGUAUCCAUUUGCAAAUAAUAUUUUAACGUCUGAUGCUGAAAAACCUAUUGAAGAGCACGAUUUUCUUCCAGUUAUUUACGGUGCUAUUAUUGCAAGUAAUGGAAAAUUAAUGCCAAAUUUCGAAUAUAUUAAUGAUCUCAGAAUGAAAAAUCGUCGAAAAUCCAUGCCUGAUGAUCAAACAAAAAAAGUUCUGGUAUUAGGUGCUGGAUUUGUGAGUGAACCUUUAGUGGAAUAUUUACAUCGUGAAAAAAAUCUUUCUAUUACAAUUUGUUCAGCAAUAAAGGAUGAGGCGGAUUUAAUUGCACAGAAAUAUCCAGGAGUUGAAAGUGUUUAUUUAAAUGUUUUAGAAAAAAGCAACACGUUACAGGACCUAUUAUCCAAUAGUGAUAUUGCUGUAUCAUUGUUGCCAUACAAUUUACAUGCGCAUGUGGCUCAAUGUUGUAUCGAUACCAAAACACAUUUGGUAACGGCUAGUUAUGCGAAUGAAGAUGUCAAAAAUUUACACGAUCAGGCACUUGAAGCCGGCGUCACAAUUUUAAAUGAAGUUGGUUUAGAUCCUGGUAUCGAUCAUUUCUUAGCAUUGGAAUGUAUUCAUGAUGUUCAAAACACUGGGGGAAAAAUUGAUAGUUUUAUAUCUUACUGUGGAGGAUUGCCAGCCCCAGAAUACAGUGAUAAUCCAUUACGGUACAAGUUCUCAUGGUCUCCAAGAGGUUCACUAAUUAAUACAUUAUCUGGCGCAAAGUAUCUCAGUAAAGGUCAAAUUGUUGAAAUUAAUGGUGGCGGAGAAUUAAUGUCAACCACAAAAGAUUUAGAUUUUCUUCCUGGGUUUCAUUUAGAAGGGUAUCCAAAUCGGGAUAGUACUCUGUAUAAAGACUUAUAUGGAAUAAAUUCUGAUGUGAAAACUGUUCUAAGAGGAACGAUUAGAUAUAAAGGAUUUUCAAAAUGUAUACAAGGAAUGCAAUUAUUAGGACUAAUUGAUCCAAAUCCGCACCCUUGUCUUCAUCCAAAAGGACCAGAAAUUACUUGGCGACAAUUUGUUUGCAAUUUACUUGGCUUAGCUGACAGCAACAUUUUCUACGAAAAUUUAAAAACAAAACUAGCCGAUCGUAUUGAUGGAUCCGACAAUGUGAAAUGCUUAGAGGAACUUGGAUUAUUACAAGAAAAUUCAAUAAUUAAAUUAACAACUCCACUGGAUACGGUUAGCCAUUAUUUAUCAAAGAAAUUAUGUUUAGGUAAAAAUGAACGUGAUUUAGUCAUACUACGUCAUGAAAUUGACAUAACAUGGCCGGAUAAUCGUAAAGAAUCUCGUGGAAUUAACUUUGUUGUGUAUGGAGAGGAAAACGGACAUUCUGCAAUGGCUAAGACUGUGGGUUAUCCAACUGCAAUUGCUGUCAAAAUGAUAUUAGACGGUGAAAUUCAACAACGGGGUAUCGUUCUGCCAUUUGCACCGGAAAUUUAUCAAACUAUGUUAUCAAGACUACGAAAUGAAGGUCUGAAAAGUUUCGAAACAUCGAAGUGGCAUUAAAUUUUUUUUGUAUUAAGAUAAAAAAGACUGCAAAUGAAAA